Messenger RNA from Acanthochromis polyacanthus (spiny chromis), 3402 nucleotides. RefSeq names its product kelch-like family member 31 (gene klhl31). Gene Ontology annotation, molecular function: protein binding. The transcript is spliced from 3 exons. Lineage: Eukaryota; Metazoa; Chordata; Actinopteri; Pomacentridae. The coding region runs from base 362 to 2488 and encodes 708 amino acids. The record is from RefSeq and is a predicted model, not a curated record. Gene Ontology annotation, biological process: negative regulation of protein phosphorylation. Gene Ontology annotation, cellular component: nucleus; cytoplasm.
UUUUUAAAUUAAGAUUUAAUCAAUCUUAAAGCAGAAUAUUGUGCCAUAUCACAGAGUGCUCAUGCUUUUGAACCAGUUCCUGGAAAGUCAGAGUAAACUUCUCCCUCUGCCAGAAAAAUCAGUUUAAAUUUAUGUCCUGCAGAUUUCUGAUCUAUAAGAUCAUAUCCAACAAUAAAUCAAGGUAACAAGUGUUGUAUAAUUUUCAAACAUAUGCUGUUCUUUGCACCACUUAGGGCUAGAGACUUUUUGUAAACAAAGGAAAGCCGACUAAACAUCACAUGACAUCCCACUGAGGAUACAGCAUGGUAUCCCCCCACAGUAUGUUGACAUCAACUGAUUGGAGGCUAUUGUGGGACACUAUAUGUCAGGGGAUGCUUGGUCGCUGCCUUCUGCCCCCUGCAUUGCACAAUACUUGAUUGGCACUCACCCCCUUAGAGGAGGAGUUAGCUGCAUGUCUCUUUCAGCUGGGGUGACGGCCGCUCUCUCUCUCUCCUGCUCCAGUAACUGGAGGCACAAGUUCCUUCUUCCCCGGCCUCAACUUCAUUUUUCAGAAGGUCUGGCUGUUUUCUGCUGCCACAGCCAUGGCACCCAAAAGAGCAAGGCGACCAAAAAGAGUAAAGGAGACAUAAACGAUAUGACCAUAAUGGUUGAGAACAGCCCAAUCAACAAGAUUAAUGGGCUAAACACUCUAUUAGAAGGAGGAAAUGGCUUCAGCUGCAUUUCAACCGAAGUCACUGAUUCAGUUUAUGCCCCAAACCUCCUGGAGGGUUUGAGCAUCAUGAGACAGGACAGCUUCCUCUGUGAUCUAACAGUCGCCACCAAAUCAAAGUCAUUUGACGUCCACAAAGUUGUCAUGGCCUCGUGCAGCGAAUACAUCAGAAACAUCUUGAAGAAGGAUUCAACCCUCCAGAAGAUCGACCUGAAUGACCUCUCACCAGUCGGCCUCGCCACUGCAAUUACAUAUGCAUACUCAGGAAAGCUCACCCUGUCGCUCUACAGCAUCGGCAGCACCAUCGCUGCAGCCAUGCUGCUGCAGAUCGGCACCUUAGUGAAGAUGUGCAGCGAUUUCCUCAUGCAGGAGCUCAGCGUGGAGAAUUGCAUGUAUGUGACCAAUAUCGCCGAUGCCUACGAUCUCAAGGAAACCAAGGAGGCCGCUCAGAAGUUCAUGCGCGAGAACUUCAUCGAGUUUUCUGAGAUGGAGCAGUUCCUGAAGCUCACCUAUGAGCAGAUCAGCGACUUCCUCUCGGACGAUUCACUGCAGCUCCCCUCUGAGGUCACAGCCUUCCAGAUCGCCAUGAAAUGGUUGGACUUUGAUGAGAAGAGGUUGAAGUACGCAGCAGAUCUCCUGACUUACAUCCGCUUCGGCACUAUUUCUGCCCAAGAUCUGGUGAAUCACGUCCAGAGUGUUCCUAGAAUGAUGCAAGACCCCGAGUGCCACCGUCUCCUUGUUGAUGCCAUGAAUUACCAUCUGCUGCCAUACCAACAGAACAUCCUCCAGUCACGCAGAACAAAGGUACGCGGAGGCCUCAGAGUGAUCCUCACAGUUGGUGGACGCCCUGCCUUGACAGAGAAAUCCCUCAGCAAAGACGUCCUCUACAGAGAUGCAGAUAACGUGUGGAAUAAGUUGACAGAAAUGCCAGCAAAGAGCUUUAAUCAGUGUGUGGCUGUGCUGGAUGGCUUCCUGUAUGUGGCAGGUGGUGAGGACCAGAAUGAUGCAAGGAACCAGGCUAAACACGCUGUUAGCAACUUCUGCAGGUAUGACCCCCGCUUCAACACUUGGAUUCACUUGAACAAUAUGAUCCAGAAGCGCACCCACUUCAGCCUCAACACUUUCAACGGCCUCCUGUUUGCCGUCGGAGGCCGAAACGCCGAUGGUGUUCAGGCCUCCAUGGAGUGCUACGUGCCCUCGUCAAACCAGUGGCAGAUGAAGGCUCCCAUGGAGGUACCUCGCUGCUGUCAUGCCAGCUCAGUUAUCGAUGGCAAGAUCCUGGUAUCUGGAGGUUACAUCAACAACGCCUACUCCAGAGCUGUGUGCUCCUACGACCCGUCCACUGACACCUGGCAGGAUAAGAGCAGUCUGAGCUCGCCUCGAGGCUGGCACUGCGCCGCCACCAUUGGAGACCGAGCCUAUGUGAUUGGUGGCAGCCAGCUAGGAGGUCGUGGGGAGAGGGUGGAUGUCCUGGCCGUCGAAUCUUACAACCCUCACAACGGGCAGUGGAGCUACUGCGCACCUCUGCACACGGGGGUGAGCACAGCUGGCAUUUCCAUUUCGAACAACAAGGUCUAUCUCCUCGGGGGCUGGAACGAGGGUGAAAAGAAAUACAAGAAAUGCAUUCAGGUUUACAACCCUGACCUCAAUGAAUGGACUGAGGAUGAUGAGUUGCCAGAAGCUACAGUCGGCAUUUCAUGCUGUGUUGUCAACAUACCCACACGGAAAACACGAGAGUCCAGAGCCAGUUCAGUCUCAUCUGCACCAGUCAGUAUAUAAAGGUUCUGAUGACAGCAAUGAUUUAGUUUAUGUGCCUAAAGGUCUCCAGCUUGUCUGUUGCAUAAUCUUGGUUGAUGACUCUGUUACGAAUUGAUCAUCAACUUUCUUUAUAUUAACAAAAGUUAACAAAAGGUUUGCAAGGAUUACUAAUUUGGGAACAUUUUCUUGUAAAAUAUUUUUAAAGCUUCAUUUAUUUGAAGCCACUUAAUUUGAAAUCAGAAAGAAUUCAAUAGUCACAUUUAAUAACUAGCAUAUAUGGCUUUGUUAAAGCCAGAUAAUGAUUAUUCUUAGAAAAAUGUAAUUCUGGGGCCAAUUUAGCAGGGAUAAUUCAUUAAUCCUACUUCUACUAAAGCACAAAUUAAAAGUAUUUGAAAAACUGCAAAAAUUAGUCUUUAAAUUCAUCUGGAACAUAAUGUCUUUGUUCUGUUUAACCCAUUACCAUAGAAGUUAUUCUGGAUUUUGCGACAGUCCUGUUUUUGGGGACUAUAGUUACUGUGAUUCUCACAUUACUUGAACAGAAUAAGAAGCUGAAGCUGGAAUAAGUCAAUAAGUGUUGGUUUCACCUACUGGGAGUAGGUGGUUGUGAUAAGUGUUUAAACACACCACACAGUAAGGCUGCAGUUUCUCUACACGUGUCUCUUGUGCAGCUCUCAGUAGUAUUGUGCUGCUUGUUUGUGUCAUCAUCAUCUAACACUAUCCAUGUGAGCACAACAGUCUGUUAGGAAAAUGUUGGAAUGAAGAAGGUUGAAUGGGUUGAGAAGUGACAGCAAUAAACUAUUUUGUAAAAAAAAAGAAAAAUACAUCUGGGGAAUGACGUUCAGAGCCUGAGCUUUCCUGGAAGUCAGUACUCGUGAAUUCCCUGACUGCUCAUGUCUUUCCAUUUUUUGUUUUUAAAUUAAAGAAAUGAAAUGUAA